Messenger RNA from Colletotrichum phormii, 791 nucleotides. RefSeq lists its product as uncharacterized. The coding region runs from base 127 to 624 and encodes 165 amino acids. The record is from RefSeq and is a predicted model, not a curated record. NCBI's taxonomy places the organism in Eukaryota, Fungi, Ascomycota, Sordariomycetes, Glomerellales, Glomerellaceae. The transcript has 2 exons.
AACUGAAGCAUCGUAUUCACAUCGCUUUUCCAGUUGGGCUCAUAUCUUUGUUUUCAUUGGAACCCACGGAACCUUUAAGCUGCAAUACCCGGAAAUCUCAUCCACGGCUGAAUCCAUUGACUCAAUAUGACGAAAUCGAACGCGAAGGAGGUGAGAUUCUUUAUUCUUCCUAGCCGCCUACCUAAGGUAGUCGACGUACCUGUGCACAUUACACAACUAGGAGAAAACAUAGCGUGUUUUCAACGAGGUUCCCCGUACAACACUCUUCUCUCGAAAUUUCAGAAGGGCUUCAUGUGCUUUUACUCAUGCAAGUGUCAGACUGCGCAUAAACGAUCGUUUGCACGGAUUCCGCGUACGUGGUCUCAGACUCAAAUCACGACCCAGCGCGCCUCGAGCAGUCAUGCAGCCUCUGGUUCAAUGAUGGACCUAUGGUUGUUAGAAAGCCCAUUGCAUCAACCUUAUCAUGCGAUCAACGAGAUUAUGGUACACAGGACAAGUGACACGCCGACCAAGGCAGCGAAUCAUAUUGUCAAAAGCUCUGACGGCACAGCGCACGUGGCUCUCAGAGCUGACACGCAAGCAUCGACGACGCCGGGCUUGGUCCUGAGAACGCGGCCAUGUUGACGGUCUGUACGACCAUGUUUUGGCGAAAGUAAGGCUGGUGGAAUCACAGGCUAGGAACAAGCCUUUAUGUUACUUGUCUUGCAGAAGUACUAUUCUGAAUUGGACUCAGCUAUAUUUAUCGUUGCCGCUGUACCGGUGUCUUCAGGGCUGGAUGGCUCGAAGUGCGG